Messenger RNA from Prosopis cineraria, 2052 nucleotides. RefSeq names its product protein DETOXIFICATION 27-like. Bases 102 to 1634 code for a protein of 510 amino acids. The record is from RefSeq and is a predicted model, not a curated record. Gene Ontology annotation, biological process: xenobiotic detoxification by transmembrane export across the plasma membrane. The transcript has 8 exons. Gene Ontology annotation, molecular function: xenobiotic transmembrane transporter activity; antiporter activity. Lineage: Eukaryota; Viridiplantae; Streptophyta; Magnoliopsida; Fabales; Fabaceae. Gene Ontology annotation, cellular component: membrane.
UCGGGGGCGCAUACUUUCUGACGCAGAACAUCGAUCUGCAAGAUUCAGUGAUCGGAAUUCGGACGGAGACCGUUGAGACAAAAAAAGAAAAAACUAGAAGGAUGUCCUCUACUUCGAGCAGAGAUGACACAUUUGAACAAGAAGCCAAGCUUCCAUUACUGCGACACACUCCUUCUGCUUCCUGCGAUACCCAAAUAGUCCAAGCGGUGGACGAAGAAGACCAUCUCCCUCAUGAAUCACUCACGUCUCAGACCUUGCACGAAUCCAAGAAGCUCUGGAAGAUUGUAGGCCCCACCAUCGUCUUCCGUAUGGCUUCCUAUUCCAUGAUCGUCGUCUCCCAGGCCUACGCCGGCCACAUCGGCGAUCUCGAGCUCGCCGCCAUUUCCAUCGGCUACAACGUCAUCAUGGGCUUGGAUUUCGGCUUGCUGUUGGGAAUGGCCAGCGCAUUGGAAACUCUUUGCGGGCAAGCGUUCGGGGCUAAGAAGUACCAUAUGUUGGGCGUUUACAUGCAACGAUCGUGGGUUGUGUUAACGCUAUGCUGCAUUAUCUCAUUACCUCUGUUUCUGUUCGCUUCUCCGAUCUUGAAGUUCUUUGGGGAGCCCACAUCGGUGUCUGAGCUCACCGGCGUCGUGGCCAAUUGGAUGAUCCCGCUCCACUUUUGUUUCGCUUUAGUGUUCCCGUUGCAGAGAUUCUUUCAGUGUCAGACGAAGACCGUGGUUCCUGCUUGGGUUUCUCUGGUGGCUCUGGGACUUCACGUGUUUCUCACUUGGUUAUUCGUCUAUGUCUUCCACUUCGGAGUUAUCGGUGUCACGAUCACCUUAUGCUUGGCUUGGUGGAAUCUGGUGUUUGGAUUGAUGGGUUAUAUCGUUUGUGGUGCGUGUCCUUUGACGUGGACUGGUUUCUCUAUUCAAGCUUUCUCUGGCCUCUGGGAAUUUCUCAAGCUCUCUGCUUCUUCUGGGGUCAUGCUCUGCUUGGAGACUUGGUACUACAGAAUUUUGAUCCUCAUAGCUGGAACUUUGAAGAACGCAGAGCUUACUCUAGAUGCUCUGUCCAUCUGCAUGUCUAUUAAUGGAUGGGAGAUGAUGAUUCCACUGGCUUUCUUUGCAGCUGCGGGAGUUCGGGUGGCGAAUGAACUCGGAGCAGGGAAUGGAAGGGGAGCGAAGUUUGCGACAAAUGUUUCAGUGUUGACGUCUUUGGGCGUUGGAGUGGUUUUCUGGGUUUUGAUAAUGUUAUUCGACUACCAAAUCGCCAGCUUCUUCUCUUCCAGUGAGUCUGUUCUCCGAGCAGCGGUCGAUCUGAAGCUCCUCUUGGCCUUCACCGUCCUUCUCAACAGCGUUCAACCUGUUAUCUCCGGUGUGGCUGUGGGAUUGGGGUGGCAAACCUACGUGGCUUACAUAAACCUUGGCUGCUAUUACUUCAUCGGCCUCCCUCUUGGGUAUCUCCUGGGGUGGUAUUUUAGCCUUGGGGUCACGGGCAUAUGGAGCGGAAUGUUGUGGGGUGGAACUGGUACCCAAACGCUUUUGCUAGGCAUCAUGAUCCUUCGCUGCGAUUGGGACGAAGAGGCGGAGAGAGCUCGGAGACACGUACAGAAGUGGGAUACGGAGAUUGAGAAGGAUCCUCCAACCAUAACAUAGUCCAUCCAACUGGCCAGAAUUUAACGUUCUUGUCUUUGCUUUAUUUUUCCCAUUAGAGUGCACCAUGAGAUUGUUUCAUCACUUCCUCGUUGUUCCUUCCUUAUUCCUUUUCCUUUCCAGUUGGCAAUGAUAUGCUCAUUGCUCAUCCAAUUAUAACAGUCAGAUACUGGGAAACCCAAAGGCACCUCAAAAUCCUUACUUCUCCAUUAAACUGGGCCGACCUUAUCAAAAUGAACGCGGCCUAACUUCGAAAUCCCAUCCAUCACAAUCAAGAGCAGAAACUUUCUAGGCCCUGCACCAAUGUUUACUGUGUUCCUCAACAUUGUCACAUCACUAUAAACAAAAGUUGGUCAAAUUAAUAAAUAUUUAACUCAUAAUUCAUGAGUUAAGAGAUCAAAUCUCACAAUCAAUUGAAGAA